UUGUGUUGGAUGCCGGCUCCGGGACGCGCAACCGCACGGAAUUUUCCUGCUAGCUUGUUCUGCGAUGCAGGCAAGUUUUCAAACUCUCCUAUUGCUCCACGCCAUCAAGUCUCCGAUCCCGUUCCUCGCCUUCCUUCCUUCGGUCGUCGCGUUGGACCGAUCGAACCUUCCAAUUGACCGCCCGGCCGGCCGCCCCCGGACGUUACGCCGCAAGAGGAAAUGCGCCGCGCAGCCAUCCAUUAAUAAAGCAGCCGUUCCUCGCCGUGCGUGCCAGAGGAAGAGCGGCCGUCUCUAGCUAGCGAUAGCGAGUAGCAGCGCGGCGCAGCGCGCGACGUCUCAAGCUCGCAGGCCGGGGCGCGACGCAGUUGGAUCGAGCGGCGGCGGGAUGGCGGGGCAGUCGGAGGCCAUGAUCGAGAAGAUGCAGCUGCGGCAGGGCUACCGCAACGUCUGGCACACCGACCUCACCAACGCCGUCGCGGCGGACCUCCCAUGGUGCUGCCUAUCGCUGUGGUGCGGCCCGUGCGUGUCCUACAUGCUGCGCAGACGGGCGCUCUACAAUGACAUGUCAAGGUACGUGUGCUGCGCCGGGUACAUGCCGUGCAGCGGCAAGUGUGGCGAGAGCCAGUGCCCAGAAGUGUGCCUCGCCACCGAGGUGUUCUGCUGCUUCGGCAACUCGGUGGCGUCCACCCGGUUCCUGCUGCAGGACGAGUUCAACAUCCAGACGACGCAGUGCGACAACUGCAUCAUCGCCUUCAUGUUCUUCCUGCAGCAGCUCGCCUGCAUCUGCUCCCUUGUCGCCUGCAUCGUCGGCAACAGCGAGCUAUCCGACGUCGCGAGCGUCAUCUCCUGCAUGUCUAACUUAGUCUACUGGACGGUCUGCUCGUGUAUGCAGACGCAGCACAAGGUGGAGAUGGACAAGAGGGACGGCACGUUCAGCACCAUGUCUGUGCCUCCGAUGCAGCAGAUGUCACGCUGGUAAAGGUGCGAGUGACAUGUCGCGCUUCCAUCUGCCGGUCCAGCCAAGUCAGAUACGGAUAUAAGCAGCUACGAACCAUCUUGUUAGAACGAGGAUUAGUUUUUCAGGAGAAGGAAUAGAGAGACAACAGAUAUGGAUACCGUCUCCUGUUUGUUUGGGUGAUCUUCGUGUGUUAAGCGAGUUUUUGAGGUGUGAUUUCCGAACAUUGAUCCUCGUCUUUUCUGUUCCUGACACAUACUGAACUUCAUAGCAAUAAGAUGAGGCAAUGAGACUGCAUUUGCAGUUCUCCA
Molecule: messenger RNA, 1266 nt
Organism: Panicum hallii
Lineage: Eukaryota; Viridiplantae; Streptophyta; Magnoliopsida; Poales; Poaceae
Exons: 7
Coding region: 386-979 (197 amino acids)
Source: RefSeq, a predicted model, not a curated record